AGCUAGCAACUUUGGUAGCUAUUCAGAUCCUAAUACAUUAGAUGCUGCAAUCACUCAAGCGAAAACUGUUGAAGCAGGAAGAUAUUAUGCCACAGAACAUGAUUUUAGCAAGCCAAAAGUUGAGGACGAACUUGAAAAAUUAACUAAGCAGUUUGAACAAAUGGCAUUGAACUAA
This is a messenger RNA of Funneliformis geosporum, 175 nucleotides long. The record is from the annotation of a GenBank genome assembly. Lineage: Eukaryota; Fungi; Glomeromycota; Glomeromycetes; Glomerales; Glomeraceae.